UCAGGUGACUCACCUGUGUAAUGUCGUCGAUUGCUCAGGUUUUUUCGACAUCAGAGAAGUUACUUCUCUGAGGGUUUCAGUUGCAGGUUGAAGGAUCAGAUCGGUCUGGAGAGACUCUGUGGAAGUUUUCAACUAUCUCUCUCGGCGCAUAUCAGGAAGUCAGGGGUGAUCUUUGGAAAUUAUUUGAGUGGAAAUCUUUACUGGACUUUUAAACAUGAAUUCACCCCUUAAAGGACAAUGGGGAGUGUUUGCGCUCCUGCUCUUAACGUUGUCUCUCGACUCCGCUGGGGGCCAGGAGACUGGUGAGGAGUGUUUGGCCAAAUUCAAGAGCGGUCGGGAGGAUUUCGUUCUCGAUGCCGACGAAUCGGUGAAUGCCGGAGCCACGUUCAUUUCGUCGCCCAAGAUGGAUCGAUACAAGGACUGCGUUGCGGAAUGCUGCAAAGAGCCCAGGUGCAAUGUCGCCUUAAUGGAGAGAAGAACCGAGGAGGGCAUGGUCAAGUCCUGCUUUCUCUUUGAUUGCCUGUACAAGAAGAAAUACGCCUGCCGCUUUGUGAGAAAGAAAGGAUACAUCAAUUAUAUCCUGGACUCUGUUUAUGAAAGUUAUCUUGAAGUGGAUGUCCCCCCAAACGAAUCGGACCGUCCACCAGUCGCCAACGGCGGCCAGGACCGGGUGGUCCAGCCUCAGGACAGUGUGACACUGAACGGCAUAGAGAGCAAAGAUGACCAAGGGAUUGCGUCCUUCCAGUGGCAAAUGCUCACUGGAUAUCCUUAUGCUGUCAUUGAAAAAACCUCCUUUGACGACCAGAUUAUCGUGUCCAAUCUGACAUCUGGGGUGUACAAGUUCCAGCUGACCGUCACUGACACCAUCGGACAAUCAGACUCAAUCAAGGUCACCGUCCUGGUCCUUACUCCGGAGCAGUCUGAGCACCACUGUAUGGCUCCGAAGAAGGUUGGGCCAUGCCGCGGUUCUUUCCCUCGAUGGCAUUACAACGCGGCCUCAGAGAAAUGUGAGGAGUUCAUGUUUGGAGGCUGCAGGGAGAAUCUCAACAACUACUUGUCCAAGGAUGAGUGCAGCAAAGCCUGCUAUGGCUCAGAGAAAAGUGCUAUAGCUGGUAGAGGUUUGCCAGUUCCCUCAUCUCAAGGAGAAAAAUGUGGUGUUCCUUGUACCACGGAGCAAUUCACCUGUGCAAACGGUUGCUGCUUGGAUCCGGGCCUGGAGUGUGACUCAUCCCCACAGUGCAGCGAUAGCUCAGAUGAGCAGAAUUGCGAGGACUUGAACAACAAGUUUCGGAUUCUGCUGCAGAUUCCACUGGAUGAGCAAAAAGUGCGCUGCACACAGCCUCCCGACACAGGAAGCUGCAGGGACAGUCUCACUAGGUGGUACUACAACCCCAUCGAAAAGGACUGCUUCCGCUUCAACUACGGUAGCUGCCGGGGAAAUGAGAACAGAUUUGACUCAAAGGAAAGCUGUCUGAAAGUUUGCCGUGGGGUAACAGAGAAGGACGUAUUUGCAAGAAGGGAGGCGUUUGAACGCCAAAUGUCUGACAACCAGACAGGUGUUAUCGCAAUAGCUGCCGUCAUGGGUGUAGCUAUUGUCAUCCUACUAGGCAUCCUGUUGUACUGCCUCUUCAAGGGAAAGAAAAAGACUUCACAACAUCACCGUGUGCCCAUCAACACCGUCCCGGUCACCUCCAUGGAGGACAGAGAGCGUCUGGUCUACAACAGCACCACCAAGCCCAUCUGACCCCUCAGCCCUCACCUUCUCCUGGUGGUGAAUGACGCCGGUUGCCGGCGCUCCGUCAUUUACUGAACAAACUCGGAUUGAUGACAGAGGAGGCAAUAUGUGUUGACUAAGUUGGAUGUGUUUUUUAUUUUGUGCAUAUAGCAGAAUGUCUCCAGUGAUGAAAUGUGAUGUUUUAAUGAUUUGACUUUUAGCUUGUAUUUAAUGCAGUGACCCUGUUAAGACCCAUUGGAUCAGGUUAAAUGUUCUAUCUUUAUGUACUUGCUUCGUGAUCUGAUAGUUGUCAGGGACUAGUUCUUUUUAAGAUAAAGUCAGUUUUAACGUCAGACCAGACCCUGAAUCGUCAGUAGGUCCAUGCUGGUCCGUUACUUCAAAGUAAGAGUGCAACUUCUUUUGUGGAUCUGUGAUAUCACAUGGUGAUCCCUUCAACUUACUGAGGUCCUGCCACGUCAGCUUCUUCACUCUGUCAGAUUUGUUUUUACCCUGUUUUAUACAUCAUUGUUACAUAUUACAUUGGAUUAUACACAGAUGCAUCAUGUUGUACAUAAUCUUAGAAUUUUGAAAAAGAAAUAUUUUACUUGAGAAGAUUAUUUUGUCUGAUUACUUUUUAGAACAAGCGUAAUGUAUACAUGAAAUAAUUCUUAUUGAUACCUUAUAAAGCCUUGCUGUUGAAUUUGAUUUAUAAGUUCAUCAAAUGUUUGUACAUAUGUCCUGAUAUAAUUCUCUGCAACUUUAGCAGUAUCAUGAUGUUUAUACUAAAUAAAAAUAUCAACUCAA
Seriola aureovittata is the source of this 2518-nucleotide messenger RNA. RefSeq names its product serine peptidase inhibitor, Kunitz type 1 a (gene spint1a). The transcript is spliced from 11 exons. The record is from RefSeq and is a predicted model, not a curated record. Lineage: Eukaryota; Metazoa; Chordata; Actinopteri; Carangiformes; Carangidae. Bases 215 to 1744 code for a protein of 509 amino acids. Gene Ontology annotation, molecular function: protein binding; serine-type endopeptidase inhibitor activity.